AUGGCCAUACCCUCUGACCAACCCAGAGACUCCCACGUGGCAGUUCUCGCUUUCCCCUUCGGCACUCACGCCGCUCCUCUCCUCGCCGUCACUCGCCGUCUCGCCUCCGCCUCUCCCACCACCGUCUUCUCCUUCUUCAACACCGCCCAGUCCAACUCCUCCUUGUUUCCCUCCGACGCCACAGAUCUCCCGGCGAACAUCCGAGCGCACGACGUCGCCGACGGUGUCCCGGAAGGGCACGUGUUCGUCGGGAAACCGCAGGAGACGAUCGAGCUGUUCCUCUUAGCGGCGCCUGAGAAUUUCAAGAGGGAAAUCGCGGCGGCGGAGAAAGAGAUCGGUAGGAAUGUGAGCUGCGUGUUAACGGAUGCGUUCUACUGGUUCGCGGCGGACAUGGCGGCGGAGAUGAAGGCGAAUUGGGUUGCGUUCUGGACCGCCGGACCAAACUCGCUCUCUGCUCAUCUCUACACAGAUGCCAUCAGAGAAACCAUCGGUGUCAAAGAAGUAAAUGUUCGUAUGGAGGAGACAUUAGGGUUUAUCUCGGGAAUGGAGAAGAUGCGAGUCAAAGACACACCAGAAGGAGUUGUGUUUGGGAAAUUAGACUCUGUUUUCUCAAACACGUUGCACAAAAUGGGUCUUGCGUUACCUCGUGCCUCUGCGGUUUUCAUCAACUCCUUUGAAGAGAUUGAUCCUACUCUCACUAACAACCUCAAAUCGGAAUUCAAACGUUACCUAAACAUCGGUCCUCUCGCGUUAUCAUCUUCGACAUGUCCAACAGAGACGACAGUGCAAGAUCCUCACGGCUGCUUGGCUUGGAUGGAGAAGCGAUCCCCUGCUUCUGUAGCGUACAUUAGCUUUGGUUCGGUCAUGACGCCGCCUGUUGGAGAGCUUGUGGCGAUAGCGGAAGGAUUGGAAUCGAGCAAAGUGCCGUUUGUUUGGUCGCUUAAGGAGAAGAGCGUUGUUCAUCUACCGAAAGGGUUUUUGGAUCGGACAAGAGAGCAAGGGAUGGUUGUUCCAUGGGCUCCACAAGUGGACUUGCUGAAACACGAAGCUACGGGUGUGUUCGUGACGCAUUGUGGAUGGAACUCUGUGUUGGAGAGUGUUUCGGGAGGUGUGCCGAUGAUUUGCAGGCCGUUUUUUGGAGAUCAGAGGUUGAACGGAAGAGCGGUGGAGGUUGUGUGGGAGAUUGGGAUGACGAUUGUCGAUGGAGUCUUCACGAGAGAUGGAUUUGAGAAGUGUUUGGAUCGAGUUUUGGUUCAAGACGAUGGGAAAAAGAUGAAAGGUAAUGCGGAGAAGCUUAAAGAACAAGCUCACGAAGCUGUCUCUUUGAAAGGAAGCUCCUUUGAGAAUUUUAAAGGGUUGUUGGAAGCAGUUGUAAACGUUUCAAAUUAA
Microthlaspi erraticum is the source of this 1389-nucleotide messenger RNA. Lineage: Eukaryota; Viridiplantae; Streptophyta; Magnoliopsida; Brassicales; Brassicaceae. The record is from the annotation of a GenBank genome assembly.